Harmonia axyridis is the source of this 1123-nucleotide messenger RNA. Its product is annotated as protein AMN1 homolog. Gene Ontology annotation, molecular function: protein binding. Lineage: Eukaryota; Metazoa; Arthropoda; Insecta; Coleoptera; Coccinellidae. The record is from RefSeq and is a predicted model, not a curated record. The coding region runs from base 240 to 1040 and encodes 266 amino acids. The transcript has 5 exons. Gene Ontology annotation, cellular component: SCF ubiquitin ligase complex. Gene Ontology annotation, biological process: SCF-dependent proteasomal ubiquitin-dependent protein catabolic process.
GUUAAGCAUAGAAAUAAAUAAUGUUUUACAAAAACAAUAAAUGAAUAACAGGAUUCUCAUUACCUUAAUUAAAAGUAAAUUUCUCAUCCGAAUUCUAGCGACGACGUUUAUAUGAACCACAAAUUAUAAUUUAAUCGAUUUGAAUCAUGUUUGUAUUAUUUGGCUCUCAACGGAAACGAAACAAAGUAUAGCUACCACAUCUCAGAAAAAACGAAAGGUUUUGAUAGUUUAUUUACAAAAUGUGGAAGCAAUUGAGAAAUCGUAGGAAUGUUCACUCUCUUUUUUCUUUGAGUUUCGAUGUUAUUGUAAGAAAUAUAAGCUUUUAUGAUAAUGACGAUAGCUUAAAAUAUUUGACUCCAAGGAUCAAGGAAAAGUUACUCAAGUGUUUGAGUACAAACUAUUCUUUUUGGAGACAGAAGAAUUUCAAAUACAUUUUGGGUUUACUCAUUCAUUCAAGUCUUGAAAUGAUUGAUCUCACAGCUGCUCAUAUAGAUGACGAUAUUUUGCGAAUCUUAGAAAUUUGUAGAGAACUGCAAAGGAUUCAUUUGAUGAGAGAUGGAACUUAUUGUUUCAGCAAGCAAGAGUUGAUCAACUUCUUGCAAUAUCAAAAAGAGUUAAAGAGAUUACAAUUGAGAAAUUGUGAUAUUAUAGAUGAUUCAAUAUUGGAAUGUCUUUCUAUCAAUUGCCAGAAAGUUAUAUCACUUGACCUCAAAGGCUGCAAAGAAAUAACAGAUAAAGGACUGAACUAUCUUUGUUCAUUAAAUUACUUACAAUGUUUGAAUCUUUCAAAAACUAAGAUUUCCAAUGAUGGUUUGAUAGAAUUUAUCAAAGGGCCCAAUGGAAGAAUGUUGAAAGAACUAAUAAUAGAUAACUGCAUUCAUAUCGAUAUCAAAGGAUUGCAAGAAGUACCAAAAUAUUGUCCAAACUUGGAAAUAUUUGUCUUUUAUAACUGUGAUUUAUCUGAAGAUAUGGCAAUGUUGUAUUCAGAGGAAGGCAACUUAAAGAAUUUGAAACAAUUAACGUGGACAGUAUCUUGGUAAAUUUAUUAACUGCUUCUUGUACACAAAUUAUACAAAAAAAAAAGUUUUUACUAUACAUAACAAAUAUAAAUUUUUUAUUAACA